AUGUCGCUCGAAGAAAUUAAAGAUGUCCUCAAAGAUAAUCUCGAAAAGAGAGGUGUAUUGAACAAGAUCCGAGCGAAUUUGAGGGCUGAAAUUUUUAAAGCGUUUGAACAAUCGGAGGAUCCUGCAAAUACAUCAUUGUCUGAACCACAGGCUGAAUUUUGGUUGAAGAAAGAACAACUUAGGCCUCAACCUUCGGAGAUGCAAUUUCUCAUCAAUGAAUUAAUCAUUGAGUAUUUGGAAUACAAUCAUUUUGAUUAUAGUGCAUCGGUGUUUAAAAAAGAAUGCAAUCAACCUGAGGAGAGGUUUGAUCAUCGAUUCUUGGCACAUGAAUUAAAUUUACGAACAACCUAUGAAGAAAUUGAGGAAGAAGAAGAACAUCAAGAAACAAUUCCAUUGUUGUUUAAAAUUAUUCACAAAUUGAGAAAUGAAAAUAUCAAUGAAAAGAGAGCGAAUAUCAAUCAGCAAGCAACUGUCUCAACGAAAAUCCAAUUCAGCAGUAAUAACAACAAUAAUGGGAAUGUAGCAUUUCAACCCUCAUCGAAUGGAAUACCUAAAAAACUCAAACAAAUUCUUGUCAAUGAUCUAGAUUGUAGCUCAAUUUCGACAAGUACUGAUGAUUCCUCCACCUUCACAGCAAAUAAUGCAAGAGGAGGAAUGGAUCCUUUCGCAGCAAAAAAAGUGAGUGACAUUUUACAAAACUCGAACAAGCUUUCAAAAUUGCAACCCCAACAACGAAAAGCUAAUGAAGCUCCGGUGCAACCUCAGAAAAGUUCUCGAGUAUUUAAACCUCAGAAAAAUCGGCCUGAUACUCACACUGAUUUUGAUGUGGCAUGUACAGAUGUGAGCUCCUUGUCAUCGUGCGACAACAACUCUGAAUUCGAAAUUGGACCUCCCCCAAAGAAUAAGAACAUUUCGAGUGGACUUCCUCCUCCGUUUAAAGCCUUCAAUGAUUCCUCCAUGACGACUAUGGAAGAAUCCACAGAGCUCGUGUACAGCAAUCAAAACCAUCGUUGA
Naegleria fowleri is the source of this 1014-nucleotide messenger RNA. RefSeq lists its product as uncharacterized. Gene Ontology annotation, cellular component: centrosome. The record is from RefSeq and is a predicted model, not a curated record. NCBI's taxonomy places the organism in Eukaryota, Heterolobosea, Eutetramitea, Acrasida, Naegleriidae. Gene Ontology annotation, biological process: regulation of DNA-templated transcription; microtubule anchoring. The coding region runs from base 1 to 1014 and encodes 337 amino acids. Gene Ontology annotation, molecular function: DNA binding; protein binding. The transcript has 2 exons.